Molecule: messenger RNA, 2349 nt
Organism: Pisolithus orientalis
Lineage: Eukaryota; Fungi; Basidiomycota; Agaricomycetes; Boletales; Pisolithaceae
Product: muts domain V-domain-containing protein
Exons: 26
Coding region: 1-2349 (782 amino acids)
Biological process (GO): mismatch repair; reciprocal meiotic recombination
Cellular component (GO): nucleus
Molecular function (GO): ATP binding; mismatched DNA binding; ATP-dependent DNA damage sensor activity
Source: RefSeq, a predicted model, not a curated record
AUGGUGUCCACGUCUUCAGUUCCCUCCUCGACAACGCGUCCGUUCACAGCUCAGGAUCGUUCUACUGGUUCCACGGGUCGGCCCCGAACAGCUGCUUCGACUAGACACGAAGCAAGUUACGUGGUGGCGAUAUUUGAGAGCCGUGGGAUAGCACACGAAGUUGGCAUGGCGGCCAUGGAUAAAGACACGGGGCGUGUUGUCCUUGUGCAGCUCGCUGACUGUCCGACAUACGUGAAGACACUUCACCAAAUGCACAUUCAUUUUCCGGUCUUGGUGCUUGUUCCGGAAACCUUCGUGCGUCCCUCGACUACCUCGCUUCUGGUGCGGUUCAUUAUGGAAGAGUUUCAGAAUGUACCUAUCGAACCUGUCGCGAGAAAAUAUUGGAAUGAUAGUACAGGAAUGGAUUUCAUUACACAGUUAUGCGUGGAGGAUGAUGAGCGGGCAGCAACACUUGUCUCUGUAGCGGAUAAGUAUUACGCGCUUUCAUCUGCCAGUGCAAUAUUCAAGCACGCGGAGUAUCGGUUGAAUACACGCUUUGCUACGGGGUCUUUGCGUAUCAGGUACGUGUCUGGGAUUCUGAACCAUACUUACACGGCAAUGGCUGCCCGCUUACUGCGUGCCAAUCUUCUGGCUCCAAUGACCGGGGAAGAAGCCAUCAAUGCACGCCUGGAUGUAGUGGAAGAACUCGUUCAACGCGAAGAUAAAUUCGCAGAAGUCCGCGAUGCUUUGAAGCGGUUAAACAAACUUGAUUUUGACAAGUUGAUAUCCUCGCUCGCCUCAUCGGAAGUCCGCGUAUCGCACGCGACAAAAUCUGCGUUUUCUCGUGUUUCUCAGAUGCUUAGUCUUCAAAGCAUAGUACGAAACCUGCCGUUCCUGCAGAACGCUUUGGCCGGGGGCAGAUCCCAGUUAUUGCAGAUAGUUUAUGACAUGAUCUCCGACAAGCGCUUGGCGUUCAUCGCAGACCUUAUUGCGGAUAAUCUGAACGAGGAAGCUGGGCCUGUGAAGGGUGGACUUGCUGCGGUCAAUGCAAGAGUCUAUGCAGUCAGGGCCAACCGCCACCGGCUUCUUGAUGUUGCUCGGGAGACAUUUAAGGAGAACGUGGGCGACAUCAUGCAGCUCAAUGCGGUUCUGUCUGAGAAGCACGGUUUGCCCUUGACGCUCGUAUACCAGGAAAAUGGAUUCGUAUUCACCUUGAAGAAGGACGAGUUGGAAGGCGAGCUUCCAAAGGGUUUUAUCAACAUUACUUCGCAAAAAGGGCGCUGGCUCUUUUCUAGUAUGGAGCUGAAGAAGAUGAACGCAAGGAUGAAAGAUGCGUUGGACGAAACUCUCCUUCUCAGCAACAAGAUAAUCCAGGACCUUGUCGAGCAGAUACUGGCGUAUUCUGGCGCUCUUUAUACUGCAUCUGAAGCAGUUGCCAUUGUUGACCUCCUUUGGUCCUUCGCGCACGCAACUAUCAGUAAGUCGCCUCUCUAUCAUGGGUUUCUGCGUCCGGAAUUCACUGGGACAUUUGCCGUGAAGGCCGGAAGGCACCCAAUCCUCGAGACCGUCCAAGCAGCAGGAACACUAGUGUCGAACGAUAUUUACUGUUGCGAUUCAUCUCAUUUUCAGAUUGUUCAGGGUCCAAAUACGUACCUUCGGCAGAGUGGGUUACUAGUGAUUAUGGCGAUGGCUGGGUGUUUCGUACCUGCGGAAUAUGCCAGCUUUCGCAUCCACGACGCCCUUCUGACUCGCCUCUCAAACGAUGAUGACAUAGAAAAAAGUUUGAGCACCUUCGCAAGCGAGAUGGCGACUUCAGCCAUGAUCCUAGGCCUCGCAACACCGAAAACGCUGGUCCUUGUCGACGAGUUGGGUCGAGGUACCUCUACGGUAGAAGGCGUUGGAAUAGCCCAUGCCAUCGCGGAGGAGCUCAUCCGAAUUAAAUGCAGCCAUUUCCAACAACUAUCGACGGCACUAUCUUGCCAACCCUCCGUGGUGAAUUUACAUCUGUCCGUUCAGCCUACGCAGAAGACGUCCGGUUUUGGGAUGGUGUUUCGAUACCGCAUCGUCGACGGCCUGCCUGACAAUCAUGGACAUUAUGGUGUUGACCUUGCCACGUUGGCCGAUUUACCGCGCGAUGUAGUACAAGAAGCCAAGAGAGUCGCCGAAAUAUUGACCGACUUGCACGUUCGGCAGGAAGCAAGCAGUCAGACGGCUGUCCAGGCUACUCACCGUCGAGCCGUCGUCAAGCUCCGAACGCAGCUCAGCCAGGCGCUUGAAUACUCCGCAUUGCCAGAGCCAGAACUUGUAUCGUAUCUCGCACGAUUCCAGAAGAAGCUUAUCGCCGUAUUUCACGAGACAUGUUCGGUGUAG